This is a messenger RNA of Orycteropus afer afer, 909 nucleotides long. It is a transcript of the gene CUNH1orf56, whose product is annotated as chromosome unknown C1orf56 homolog. The record is from RefSeq and is a predicted model, not a curated record. The coding region runs from base 1 to 909 and encodes 302 amino acids. NCBI's taxonomy places the organism in Eukaryota, Metazoa, Chordata, Mammalia, Tubulidentata, Orycteropodidae. Gene Ontology annotation, biological process: regulation of cell population proliferation. The transcript is spliced from 2 exons.
AUGGUCCCCGCCGCCGCUGGCGCGCUGCUCUGCGCCCUGCUGCUGAGUCUGGGGUCCCGGGCGGCGGGGGCCCAAGACCAGACUCAAACUCCGACAGGGCUACAGAAGGUCAGUUUCCGCUUUGGGGGCCCUAUGACCAGCACCUACCGGACCACCAGCCAGACCGGCAGACCGCGAAAGAUGACGGUAACUCUGGAGGAUGAGGAAGACGCAGUGGCCACCGCCGACCACCUGGCAGGCCCUGCCGCCGCCGAGCUCUUGGCCUCUUCGGUGGCCACAGGCGUCAGCCAUCCCCGCGGAACCGGGGAGGAGGAAGGAGUUUUGGAAGAGGAAGUUUCGAUUAAUGCCAGAAAGAAUGGCAUCAACCUGGAGACUCACAAUACGGUUCCCAGCACAAGAUUUCCAGCGAAUACCCAGGAGAGGGAAAUCAGGUUGACUACAGACAUGAUGCCUUCCACCUUUAAGUCUACUAUAGAGCCACAGGACUCGGAGCUCACCCUGAGCCAGUGGUCGACACCUGGGUCCACCCCGAACCGGUGGCCGCCACCCUCUCCUACAGCCAUGCCGCCUGCGGAAGAUCUGCGGCUAGUGCUGAUGCCCUGGGGCCCGUGGCACUGCCACUGCAAGUCGGGCACCAUGAGCCGGACCCGGUCGGGGAAACUACAGGGCCUGUCGGGGCGCCUCCGAGCUGGGGCACUUAGUCAAAUCCGCUCGGAGCACCGACCUUGCACCUACCAGCAAUGUCCCUGCGAUCGGGAUCGGGAAGAGUGCCCCCUGGACACAGACAGAGAGAAACCGGAGGUAAACGCUACUUCACCCACAGGAAGAGGAGGUGUCAGCAUUUCAGCUUCUCCUCCCCUUUCAACCCCAGCACCCAUAGAUAUUUUCAGUACAGAAAAACAAAACUGA